Messenger RNA from Adineta steineri, 2691 nucleotides. The record is from the annotation of a GenBank genome assembly. NCBI's taxonomy places the organism in Eukaryota, Metazoa, Rotifera, Eurotatoria, Adinetida, Adinetidae.
AUAAGAAAUGUAGAGAAAGUUAUGCAUCAGACGCGAAUUUUUGAAUAAAUUUCGAAUAAGUAAAGGAGCUAUUGAAAAAGAUUAAUUCAUAUUAGACAGUAGUGGACGAUUAGAGAAGUCAAUCGGGAAACUGUUCCACAUUAAGGAGAAAUGGAAAACGCGAAAGCCACAUCAAUUCAAUGGAUUAUUCGAUAUCUUACAGAUAUUCAAUACGAAGAGAAAUCGUUAUCAUUCCAAAGGAAAAUAGUACAGACGAGAAUAUAUAGCCAUUCAAUAUAAUAUCGAUAUUUUCAUUUACAGAGAAAUCUAUUUUUUCAAGUUCCAUUUCUCCUUAUGAGUGGAGAUAUGGAUCAACAUUUGGACCUCCAAUUUUUUCGACUUCUAUCGAAAAAGGAUAUCGCCUUGACUUUGUGUGGGUAAAGGAUUUAGCCUUGAAACGGACCAGUUUCUCUCUAUUGCGGGAUAUGGUCCACCCCUCAUAUUAGAACGUAUAGGUGUUGGUAUUACAUUAACGUUAGUCUGAAACUCACAUCGUUAUCCGCGCCCACCCACACUCACACCCUUAAUUAUGUUUUAUUAAUUUUUCUUGUUUGUUUUUUUAUAGAACGUGGCACUCGUAUUGUCUGUACUGCUUAUACAGAUUUGAAACUUGUUUUACAAAUGCCACGUGGUAAUCUUGAAACAAUAUAUCCUCGACCAUUAUUAUUAACUUAUAUAUGUUCUGAAUUACUUAAUAGUAAAACAUUAAAUUAUAAACGUGCAUUUGAAUUAAUGCGUAAAAAUCGUUUAAAUUUAAAUUUUCUUUAUGAUUAUAAACCAAAACAAUUUAUUGAUUAUAUACCAUCAUUUGUAUCGAAUGCACGUAAUGAUGAUGAUAUAUGUUUAUUUCUCAGUGAAAUUGAUAAUGAAAAAAAUACACGUGAAGAAUAUAUGAAAUAUAUAUUAAAACAAGAUGAAAAUUCUAUAACGGAUAAUCAAAUUUGGCAUCCAAAAGCUAAUUUAAUUUGUGAAAAAUUUCGUGCAUAUCUUGAAUCAACACCAAAUUCAGCUUCUGACCAUAUGAAUUCAAUAUUAACAACAUAUAUUAAACAAUCACCACCCAAUAUGGAAGGUGCAUUAACAUAUUUAAAUCAACAUCCAAAAUUAUUUGAUAAUGCUAUACGUUAUUUAACAUAUUUUAUUGAUAUUGAUCGUUUAUAUGAUAUUGCAUUAGGUACAUAUAAUUUUGAACUUGUUUUAAUGAUAAGUGAAAAAACACAAAAAGAUCCAAAAGAAUAUUUACCUGAAUUAAAUCAAUUACGUUUAAUAACAAGUCAUAAUUGGAGAAAAUUUAAAAUUGAUUGUCGUUUAAAACGUUUUAAAAAAGCAAUUGAAAAUGGUUGUGAUUAUUUUAUUGAAUUAUUAUUAAAUAAGAAUACGAAUGAAAUCGAUAGUAAAUUUCAUGAAUUUAUUAAUAUAUUAGAAAAUAAUCGUUUAUAUAAAUUAGCAGUUAAGAAAUUUUUAUCAAAUUCACAAAUUCAACCAACAAUGAAUUAUAUUAAUGAAAUUAUUAAAUUAUAUGGAGAUUAUUUAAUGACAAAAAAAUAUUAUAUUGAAGCAGCACUUAUUUAUGAACGAGGAAAAUUAUAUGAACAAGCAAGUCAAGCUUAUCGACAAGGAAAAGAUGUGCAAAAUUCAUUGAAAUUAUUACCUGAUAUUUCUAAACAGAUCAAACAACCGAUCACUCAAACUGAACAAUAUCGUUCUUUAGCUGAACAAUUUCGUAAUGAUUCAUUAUAUAUUGAAUCCGGUCAAAUUUAUGAAAAUUAUCUUAAUGAUUAUGAAGAAGCUCUUCUCUCUUAUUUACAAGGUCAUGAAUGGUCUCAUGUUAUUCGUUUGUUUUCUACAUCAUUACAUGAUCGUCAUGAUUUAUAUGAACAUGAAUUUCUUUCAGCAUUCAAUACUUUCUAUGAUGAUUUACAACGACAAAUUCGUAAUGAUUUUGAAAAAUUUCAAACACAAACAAAACGUCUUACAAUUCUUCGAACAAAUCUAUUUCAACAUAUUAAAGAAAUACUUGAUUCAGGUCGUGAUUAUGAUAUCGAUGAAAAUGAUGAUCAAUCUGAUAACGAUGAUCAAAAUAUAAAUGAUGAUCGACGUACAUUAGCUACACGUACUGCUGCUGAUGAUACUGGUUCAAUACGUACACGUUUAACAAAAAAAUCUGGUUCAGUAUCAUCAAGUAAAAAAUCUCAACGACGUGCUGCACAACAACUAGAAAAAUUAGUUCAAUUAAAAGAAGGUUCAAAACAUGAAGAUCUUGCAUUAAUUCGUGAAUUAUGGUUAUUAAUAACAAAAUUUGAUAAAUUAAAUUAUGAUAUUCGACAUGUUAAUAAAAUUUGUUAUCAAAUAAGUACAUAUCAAAAUUCAUUGGAAUAUGAAUUAAAAGGUGAAUUAUUACAAAAUAAAUAUAGUGAAUGUAUGAGUAUAAUUGAAAAACAAUUAAUAAUCAUAUGGUUAAGCACUCCUGAACAUCAACAUCAUCAACAACAACAAGAGAAUGUGCAAAUUUUGAUAAUAAAUAAGAAAAUUCGAGAGAAAUUAAAGAAAGAACUUGAUUUAAUUUCUAAUCAAUAUCGUGUUUCACCUAUUUUAAAUUCGAAAACUUCCCAAUGGAAACUUGUUCUUUUUGAUACAGAUGUUUCUAUUUAA